Molecule: messenger RNA, 1848 nt
Organism: Anthostomella pinea
Lineage: Eukaryota; Fungi; Ascomycota; Sordariomycetes; Xylariales; Xylariaceae
Source: the annotation of a GenBank genome assembly
AUGGGCAAGAAAAGAAAGGCCUCGAGCGGUCCGCCGCAACCCAAGGGCCCACGCGAGUACGACCCCGCCGACGCUCGACUUGGCCCUGUCAACACCUUUAAAGACCUUGCCGACGACCAAGAACGCCACUUCCUGGAACAAGAUGAGAUCCUCUUCGACGAUGGCGCACCCAAGUCCAAGCGACGAAAGGCCUUAGAGGACGAAGAGGAUUUCCUCGACAACUCGGACGAGGAGAUUCUCGACUACGGCGACGAUGGCUCCGAAGAUGACGAGGAAGAAGAAGAAGAAGAGGAAGAAUCCGCUCCGAAAGCGAACAAACCGAAAUCCGCGAAGUCCGCGAAGCGGAAAGGCGACGAGAGUGAAGAGGAGGAAGGCGAUACUGGCUUCUGGGGUUCGUCCCGGAAAGACUACUACAAUGGAGACCAGAUCGAGACAACCGUGGACGCCGAGGAGGAGGAAAACGAAGCAAGGCGGUUGCAACGGAAGAAACUGUCCAAGAUGACUGAGAAGGAUUUCUUCAACGAGGACGAAUGGCUUGCUGCUGAGCCCGAAGAUGCGGAGCAGGACGAGGUCGUGACCGAAGUCAUGGACGUGCAGAUUCCCGCUGAUAUGGGUCCCGACGAACGGUAUCGGCUGUUACAGGCUAGAUACCCAGAGCUUCCAUUUCUCGCCGACGAACUGCUGCAGCUGCAGCCUCAACUCGUCGAGCUCCAGAAGGAGGCAGAGGGACAGGAGUUGAAGAACCUCAAGGUGGUCAAAUACCGGAUCUUAUCAUCAUAUGUAGCGACCUUGGCCAUGUAUUUCGCCAUUUUAACCUCGCCAGCUAGAGAUAGCACUGGUGUGAUGAAGGCACUGGACCCGGCAGAGUUACGAGAUCAUGAGGUCAUGGGGACGCUCUUGGAGUGCCGUGAGGCAUGGAAGAAGGUAGAGCACAUGAACGCACCCGAGAAAGCAAAGGCUGCCGACAGUUUGUCAUCACCACCGGAAGAUGAAUUUGAUGUUGCUGGAGAAGAGGAGAUGCUCGCUCCACAGCCUGUCAAGGAAACCAACAAGGAGAAGAGGGCAAAGGCUAAGGCGGAACGGAAGGCGAAGGCUAUCGAGGAGUCCUUUGCUGAUCUCGACUCGCUCAUUGCCACGAACAAGAAGCCGAAGAAGAAGACAUCAAAACUGGAGCCUGUUGCAGAUGACGACAACUCUGACUUUGGAGAAGAGGAGACUAUCGAUGCUCGAGUGGCCGCCGACAAGGCAGCGCGCAAGAAGAGUCUCCGAUUCUACACCUCACAAAUCGUGCAAAAGGCAAACCGUCGGGCCAAUGCGGGUCGAGAUGCAGGUGGUGAUGAGGAUAUACCAUACAGGGAGCGUCUCAGGGAGAGACAAGCACGCCUCCUCGCGGAAGCCCAGAAGCGUGGCAAGAUGGAUUCAAAGCACGGCGCCGAUCUCGGAGAUGCUAGCGACGAGGAGGACGAACGCGUUGCCAAUGCUGUCAGAGGCCAAGAUGACGAGUACUACAACAUCGUAGCCGCAUCAUCGAACAAACGGAAGGACGAGAAGGCUGCCAGAGCUGCAGCUCACGCCGCCGCCGGCGUCCGGGAUCGCGUGGUAGAGGUGGAAGAGGUGGCGCCCGAUGGGAAGCGACGGAUCAACUACCAGAUCGAGAAAAACAAGGGACUGGCUCCCAAGCGCAAGAAGGAGGUCAGGAACGGUCGCGUGAAGAAGAGAAAGCAGUACGAUACCAAGAAGAAGAAGCUUUCUUCUAUGAAGGCGGUGUACAAGGGUGGCGAGGGUCGCGGCUACUCGGGCGAGACUACUGGUAUCAAGAGCGGGUUGAUCAAGAGUGUCAAGCUAUAG